This is a messenger RNA of Oryza sativa Japonica Group (Japanese rice), 4618 nucleotides long. Lineage: Eukaryota; Viridiplantae; Streptophyta; Magnoliopsida; Poales; Poaceae. The record is from RefSeq and is a predicted model, not a curated record.
AAGAGAGAAAGCUGAAAGCUGUGAAAGAAAAGCCUCUGCUGCUCUCUGCUAGCUUCUUCUCCUCCUCCUCCUCCCCCUUCUCCCCGUAGAUAAGGAGGACCCGGGGAAAAAGGGGAGGCAAAAAGCUGCGAUUUUCCGCUAAUUAACCCCGGGGAUUAGCUGCCCAAGAACAGGAGGAGAUUUCCAUGAUUGGUGGUGGAGUUCAUCGGCAAGGAAUUCAGCAGAAGAGAUCAGAUUCUGUACACAGUUCGUCUUCUUGCUCGGUGACUAAGCUGGGUUAGGAGAGGAGGAAAAGAAAAUCUUUUUUUUUUUUUUUGCGGCGCCAUGGAUGGGCAGCAGCUACGUAGCUCGGAAUCUCCGGCGAGCGGCGGCGGCGGAGUCACCGGCGGCGGCGCGCCACAUCUGUUCCACGCGCUCGGGCCGGCGCUGCUGAUCUCGAUUGGGUACAUUGACCUCGGGAAAUGGGUGGCCGCGGUGGAGGCAGGGUCACGGUUCGGCCUUGACCUCGUGCUGCUGGCCCUCCUCUUCAACUUCAUGGCCAUCCUGUGCCAGUAUCUCGCGGCUUGCAUUGGCACGGUCACCGGGAGGAGCCUCGCCGAGAUCUGCCACCAAGAAUACAGCAGGCCAACAUGCAUCUUUCUGGGUGUUCAAGCAGGAUUGUCCUUGUUGACAUCAGAAUUGACGAUGAUUUUUGGGAUAGCACUUGGAUUCAAUCUUCUAUUUGAAUAUGAUGAUCUCAUCACUGGGAUAUGUUUUGCAACCGUUGUUCCUAAUCUGCUACCAUAUGCUAUAUCACACCUGGGAAAGAAGAUGGUGGGGACAUUAAAUGCUUGCAUUGCAGGCUUUGCGCUUCUUUGCUACGUUCUUGGUUUAUUGGUCAGCCAACCACAAAUUCCUCUGACAACGAAUGUAAUUUUCCCCAAGCUCAGUGGUGAAAGUGCUUAUUCUCUGAUGGCUCUUCUUGGUGCAAACGUAAUGGCACACAACUUUUACAUCCAUUCAUCAGUUGUUCAGGGUCAGAAAAGAUCUGCCUUUGCUGUUGGUGCCUUAUUUCAUGAUCACUUGUUUUCAGUAUUAUUUAUUUUUACUGGAAUUUUUCUGGUGAAUCAUGUUCUAAUGAACUCUGCAGCAGCUGAUUCCACUAACACCCUUCUUCUCACCUUCCAAGAUGUUGUAGAACUAAUGAACCAGAUAUUUGUAAACCCUAUGGCUCCAACUAUAUUUCUAGUGGUUCUUCUCUUCUCUAGCCACAUCAUCUCGUUGACAUCUGCUAUUGGUAGCCAAGUGAUUUCGCAGCAUUUGUUUGGCAUUAAUCUUCCUCUCUCUGGACAUCAUCUGAUACUGAAGGCUUUUGCCAUAGUUCCUGCUCUGUACUGUGCUAAGGUUGCAGGUGCUGAAGGAAUAUACCAAUUACUGAUAAUCUGCCAGAUUAUCCAGGCCAUGCUCCUUCCAUCAUCAGUCGUGCCACUCUUCCGUGUUGCCUCAUCAAGAUUGAUAAUGGGUGCCCACAGAGUGUCUUUGCAUCUGGAGAUAUUAACAUUUCUUGCAUUUCUCCUCAUGCUGUUUUCGAAUAUCAUCUUUAUGGCAGAAAUGCUGUUUGGUGACAGUGGUUGGCUGAACACUCUGAAAGGGAAUACUGGAAGCCCUGUGGUGUUUCCAUCUACGGUUCUCAUCACGGUGGCUUGUGUCUCUGUUGCAUUUUCACUCUACAUGGCUGUUACACCACUGAAAUCAGGAAGCCAUGAAGCUGAAUUGCAGCAGGAAUGGUCUGUGCCUUCUCAGAAAGAGCUCUUGAAUACUACUCAAGACAGAGAAGAGACUUGUGCGGGCAAUGUUACCUAUGAGGAAGAUCAGAGAUCUGAUGUUGUCCCUUCUCCUAGGAUUCAGCCUGUGGAUUGUCUGAAAUCAGCUCUGGACUACAUUGAUAGUUCGGACACAGCUAUAGAAUCUGAUCAUGAUUCUCAACAUUCCACUGCUCAUACAUCUACCGCUCCUGAAUCCUGUCACUCUCCAUCAUUCAUUCCUGAAGAGUCAAAAUCAGUUGUUGCUGUUGACUGGCCAGAGCCUCUGGAGCCAAUUUCUAAUGCUAUUGUGGCUGAGGAAAGUACAGUAGAGAGUGUGGACUCCAAGAGCACAGGCGAAAGGGAUAUUGAAGUAGAACCAGCUCUUUUGAUGGACAAUGAUAAGGAGGCUCCAAAUAUUCUAGAGUCUGACAACAAGCCACUUGGAGGCAAUAAUCCUUCCUGUGCAUCGGAUGAUGGCCCACCAUCUCUUACCUUCAGCAGGGGGAAAGGCUCAGAUGCAGGCAAUGGCAGCGGGAGUCUCUCGAGGUUAUCUGGUUUGGGCCGUGCAGCAAGGAGGCAACUAGCAGCCAUACUUGAUGAGUUCUGGGGGCAUCUCUUUGAUUACCAUGGGAAACUCACUCAAGAAGCUAGCUCUAAAAGGUUUGACAUCUUGCUUGGGCUAGACGUAAGAACACCUAGCUCAACUGUAAGAGCAGACAGUCAAGCUAAUGAAAUCCCGAAGAGUCCCAUGGUACGAGACAAUUUACAAGGGUCUGCCUUCUUGGGAAGUUCAAGGGAUCUGAUGUCUACUAAGAAUGAGAUGUCGAAUUUGGAUCUGACAUAUGGGCUUCAGAUGGGCAAUAACAUUGGGUCAUCAGCCUGGUCUCAGGGCAUGCAGUUACCAAGUACCCAACUGCAGAGUUCAAGCAACAGCUUACUCGAUCAAGGUGCAAGAUUAAAUUCAAAUUUUAGCACGCCAUCAUACGCAGACAACAACCAAUUCUACCAACCUGCAACGAUUCAUGGGUAUCAGCUCGCAUCAUACCUAAAACAGAUGAAUGCUAAUCGAAAUCCUUACUCUAGCAUGCCAUUGGACCCACAGCGACUUCCAAAAUCUUCUGCAUCGGCUGUGCCAACCUAUGUCGAUUCUGUCAUGCAUGCUCGUAACCAGAACUUGCUUGCUUCAUUGGGAGCUACUCCUUCACAGAUCGCAGCAACAUCCCGGAUAGGUACUAUGAUGGCAGAAAGAUCCUAUUAUGUCCCUUCCACUCUUGACGGGAAUGAAAAUGCUGGUUCAUCAGCUUACUCAAAGAAGUACCACAGCUCACCAGACAUAUCUGCACUGAUUGCUGCAAGCAGGAGUGCUCUGUUGAAUGAAUCAAAGUUGGGUGGUGGUACCAUUGGAUCCCAGUCGUACCUUAGCAGGCUUGCAUCGGAAAGAUCUCAGUAUACAAACUCGGUGGCCAGGCCUGCAGCUCCCUUGGCGUUUGAUGAGCUCUCUCCACCUAAGCUCCCAGGGGAUAUCUUCUCAAUGCAACAAAGCCCAAACCCAAGUGCAAGAUCCCUUUGGGCUAAGCAACCUUUUGAGCAGCUGUUUGGUGUGUCGAGUGCGGAGCUCACUAAAAGCGAGUUCAACCCUGCAGGCAGAUCGGGUGGCAUGACCAAGGAUGAUUUCUCUUACAAGGAGUCUGAGGCGAAGCUUCUUCAGUCUCUUAGAUUCUGCAUCUCGAAGCUCCUGAAGCUAGAAGGAUCAGGGUGGCUGUUCAAGCAAAAUGGUGGCAGCGACGAAGAUCUGAUUGAUCAAGUUGCUGCGGUAGAGAAGCUAUUGCAACAAGGAACCAGUGACAACCAACUGCUGCUUGGUGAUACUCAGCAACCACCAUGUGAUAAGGCAGACAUCCAGUACAUGCGCGUACUGCCUAACUGCGGAGACGACUGCAUCUGGCGCGCCUCCCUCGUUGUCAGCUUCGGUGUCUGGUGCAUCCGCCGGGUGCUAGACCUGUCUCUGGUGGAAAGCAGGCCAGAACUUUGGGGCAAGUAUACCUAUGUUCUCAACCGUCUUCAGGGCAUCCUGGAUCCUGCAUUCUCCAAGCCUCGGAGUGCUCUCAGCGCGUGUGCGUGCCUUCACAGAGAUAUCCGGGUGCUCAACAGCCUGCGCCACAGUAGCCUGGUAGCAACAAACUCCAUUCCAAGGCAAAUCCGAGGUUCCUUCACCACCGCAUCUGUGGUCCUGGAGAUGAUCAAGGAUGUGGAGACCGCAGUCUCAGGGCGCAAGGGCAGGAGUGGCACCGCAGCUGGGGAUGUCGCCUUCCCCAAGGGGAAGGAGAACCUGGCCUCCGUGCUGAAGCGAUACAAGCGGAGGCUCUCGAGCAAGGGACAACAAUAAUAAGGCAUCUGGGCAGCGUGAUCCUGUCGCGUUUUAGGGGGACUUUGACCAUUGUUCUUCAAGGAUGGCAGCCAGCCAUGGUGGCUUGCCCUCCCUGAGCCCUGGAUUUUUUCGUUGCACAACGUUUGCAGGGACCUGAGGAAUUGGCCAACACUUCUGGUCCCUUCCAUCAUAUUUCGUUUUUUUUUGUUUCUUUCUUGUUUUUUUUUUUUUUUUUGCAUGUGAUGUGUUGUAUAAUGGUAACUGUUCAUGUGCCAGAAGAACAACCACCAAAAUGUACAACAGAUGUAGUCAGCUGAUGCACCAUUGUAAAGUUUAGUCUCUGCAUUUUAACCUUUUUUUUGGGGGUCAUUGACAAACUGAAUGAAUGCCCUGUGUAAUCUCUCUUCAGAGAGGAUGCCAAGACUGAGAAAAAGCUUUUGCCAGAUUUCCAGAUUCCUUGUGUUCA